Phanerochaete carnosa HHB-10118-sp is the source of this 441-nucleotide messenger RNA. RefSeq lists its product as uncharacterized. The record is from RefSeq and is a predicted model, not a curated record. NCBI's taxonomy places the organism in Eukaryota, Fungi, Basidiomycota, Agaricomycetes, Polyporales, Phanerochaetaceae. The transcript is spliced from 2 exons. Bases 1 to 312 code for a protein of 103 amino acids.
AUGGAUCUUCUAGGCUCGGAGGUCAUCCUAAUCACUGCGUCGUCCUUCAUCGGUCUGGAUGGGGCCGCGUGCCCCGCUAAAUUCUGCGUGGCUGUGCUCCAGCUCGGCCUUGCAGUCAUAUCCCGCACCGAGGCCAUCACUGGCCUCAUCCUUAUUCAAACUGGCAACAUGCGUACUAUCGAACGCAAGGAGCUCAUGGCGCACGUCCGGACUAUCGUCGACGACAGCGGCGUCCGGGACAAUAACGGGACCUCAAGCGCGCUGCACGCGCUCAGUAGACGUGUCCUCUUUUGCCUCGCUAUCGCCAGCUAAAUCUUGUAUUGCGCUCGCUCAGCCACCAUUUGCACUUGUUGCUGGAGGAGCCGGGUGACGCCGCCUCGCCUGUCACGAAGAUCAACAGCAUGCUGACCUGUCUUGACAAAGACUUAAACCUGUGCACGC